Messenger RNA from Diachasma alloeum, 451 nucleotides. RefSeq names its product ubiquinone biosynthesis monooxygenase COQ6, mitochondrial. Gene Ontology annotation, biological process: ubiquinone biosynthetic process. The record is from RefSeq and is a predicted model, not a curated record. Gene Ontology annotation, cellular component: mitochondrion. Gene Ontology annotation, molecular function: FAD binding; oxidoreductase activity. Lineage: Eukaryota; Metazoa; Arthropoda; Insecta; Hymenoptera; Braconidae.
AUAAUAAAUACCGGUACCUAGGUGCUUAUAUAUAGACCAAUACUGUCCAGGGAAUAAAGUAAACAUGGCGAUUGUCGGUGAAUCGUCAGUGCAUUUUCGUCUGGUCUUUUCGAAUAUUUGGAGAAGUGGUGUUCCAGGUCUCACAAAUUACAAUGUGAGGGUGAGGAAUCAUCAUUGUGAAGCUGGUGUCAAUGAUAAUACUAAAGAUGUUAUCAUAAUUGGAGGCGGAAUGGUUGGAACGGCUUUAGCAGUUGCUUUAGCGAAAAAUCGAUGUUUCGAAGGGAAGAAAAUUGUUCUUCUUGAAGGAAGCCAAAAACACAAAUAUGUUAAGAAGGAGAAUUAUUCUAAUCGAGUCAUAGCAUUGAAUAAACAAACACGAACUCUUUUAUCGAGUGUUGGUGCUUGGAAGCAUAUUGAAGCUACACGUUUCACUCCAGUUCGCAAAAUGCAG